CUGCAAUUCAGCAGGGUCGCGGGCGAAGGAGAGACUCCGCGUCACAGGUUCAUCAAAGGGCCUCGCCACCUGCUGCAGAGAGUACAAAGGCCGCUUGACCUUUCGACUUCCCCAGAGAAAGUCACUUGCACAUCGAAGAAGAGUGCAACCAUGUCGUUCUUGGGUGAUAAGAAGCGACAAGCCUCUUAUGGCUCAGACUCGGAUACUGCCGUCGACGAGGACGAGUCUUACGUUCAGACGACACUGGCAAAGGAGAAGCCCUUGCCACCUAUCACAUGGCAGAAUUGGUACAAGGAGAUCAAUGUCAUCUCGACUUUGGCCUUGACCGUCGUGCCUAUGAUCGCAAUCUAUGGCUGCUUCACCACCAAGCUGACCUGGCAAACUGCGCUUUGGUCCUUGGCGUACUAUCAGUGGACCGGCUUGGGCAUCACUGCAGGCUACCAUCGCUUGUGGGCGCACCGAUCGUACAAUGCGUCAAAGCCUCUGCAAUAUUUCCUUGCCUUUGGUGGCUCAGGUGCAGUUGAAGGUUCCAUUCGCUGGUGGGCUCGCGGACAUCGCGCACACCACAGAUAUACGGACACCGAUCUCGACCCAUACUCGGCCCACAAGGGCCUGCUAUACUCCCAUCUGCUGUGGAUGAUCGUCAAGCCCCGCCGCAAGCCCGGUGUCGCAGACGUCUCAGAUCUAUCGCGUAACGAGGUCGUGCUCUUCCAGCACCGCUACUACGUGCCCAUGCUCGUCUUCAUGGGCUUCGUCUUCCCCACUCUCGUUGCUGGCUUCGGCUGGGGUGACUGGAGGGGCGGCUACUUCUAUGCUGGCGCCUUCCGUCUGCUCGUCGUACACCAUUCGACCUUCUGUGUCAACUCAAUUGCACACUACCUCGGCGAAGCACCGUUCGAUGACAAGCACACCCCGCGUGACCACGUCAUCACCGCGCUAUUGACAAACGGCGAAGGCUACCAUAACUUCCACCAUCAGUAUCCUUCGGAUUACAGGAAUGCCAUCAAGUGGCACCAGUAUGACCCUACAAAGUGGUUCAUCUGGUCGAUGAAGCAGCUCGGUCUCGCUUCUGAGCUCAAGACAUUCAGCUCCAACUCGAUCGCUGCCGGUCAGUACCACAUGAAGCUAAAAGAGCUUGCUGCGGAAAAGAGCAAGAUCGUAUGGCCUCGCAACUCUGAUGACCUGCCCGUGCUCGACUGGGACGAGUUCCAAGAUCAGCACAAGAACUCUGGCCGAAAGUUGAUCGCUGUCGGUGGCUACAUCCACGAUGUCGGCUCUUUCAUGAAGGAACAUCCCGGAGGUUACGCCAUCAUCCGACACAGACUGGGCAAGGAUGCAACUGUCGCUUUCAAUGGCGGAACAUACCUACACUCCAACGCCGCACACAACCUGUUGGCCAUGUACAGAGUCGGCGUGCUGCGUAACGGCGGCCGUGUAGAGGCUCUGCUGCGAGACCCACCCAAGGGCCUCGGCAUCCAAGCCGAGACGCCUUUCGUACAUGUGAUCCCCGAGCACAUGACAGGCAACAUCCAACAUCUCGAGAUCAAUAAGACAGACGACCUAGCGCCACUUGUUCCUGCGACAGCAUGAGCAGCUGGCUGCAACCCUCUUUGACGCUUAUAUCCAGUCAAGUCAGGCAACGUGCACGAGCUGGUGCUGUGCAAUGCCUUGCGCGCGAGAUGUCAGAACGACGCAUCGCGCACCCACCCUGUAUUAGACAUUGUGCGAAUUGCAACAUCAU
Messenger RNA from Mixia osmundae IAM 14324, 1741 nucleotides. RefSeq lists its product as uncharacterized. Bases 151 to 1590 code for a protein of 479 amino acids. The transcript is spliced from 3 exons. Gene Ontology annotation, cellular component: endoplasmic reticulum membrane. Gene Ontology annotation, biological process: unsaturated fatty acid biosynthetic process. The record is from RefSeq and is a predicted model, not a curated record. Lineage: Eukaryota; Fungi; Basidiomycota; Mixiomycetes; Mixiales; Mixiaceae. Gene Ontology annotation, molecular function: stearoyl-CoA 9-desaturase activity; heme binding; iron ion binding.